CUGACCCAACACAUUAACCCUUAGUAUGACACUCCAUAUAUUCUUCCAAGAGAAAAAAAGGUUGAUAGCAGCAGGACGUGGGUGGACAGCAGGAUAACAGGCUGAAAUGGGUGGAUGAAGACAGGCUUUUAGGACAACACCGUCUCUGUGUAUCGUUACAUUCUAGAGCUAGAAGAAUGAGACGUAUCCGUUGAAUCACAUCCAAGUGUGACAGGUGCGUUCUGUGGUAAUAACGCAACACGGAGUGUAAAGGAUACUCUGCCCACCCACACAACAUUGUAUUCCAAGAGCAGAAAUGUCCUCUCCAGAUCAGAUCAACAACACAGAAGACCAGCGAGACGCAUCAGGAGGCUCUUCUCUGCAAAACCUGCAUGGAAUUCCCUGAAUAAAGGAGGCAGUGUGCUUUUAGUGAGUGACAACCCUGGACAGUGCCAUAAUCCUGAGGCUUCUACCAGAAGAGCUAAGGAUCAAAGAGGGUAUCCACAGGCCUACAAAUUUACAGGCAAAGGGAAGAAGGAGCCAAAAGCUCUGAUGGACACCAAAGUUCCAGAACAGAGUCCAGACCCCGGGCCAUCAGAGGCCACACUUAAACUUGAUAUGGAUUCCUCUUUAAGUACUAAGAAAGAUGAAGGGCAGACCAAUGAAGAAAAGAAUGAACCCCCCACUCAACAAGAACACAGAAAUGAAGGAUCUCCUGCAAAAGAAGCAGAGAAACCAGCAGAUGUCCAGGGACUGAAACCUCAUCUAAAACUGGUAACAGCGAACCAUGCAGAAUCCAGCAGGGUACCUCUGGUACUGGGGGAUGUUGACCUAUCAAUACUGAGCCCUGGGAUUAAGUUUGGUGUUCCGCUGAGUCCUUCGGUACUGGAGAGAGACCUGCAGAGCCCAGUGGUCAUUAUCGGACAAGACGUCUUCAAAAUAAUAGAUGACUGCCCUCCACCUCCAGCUCCCUUCCCCCACCGCAUGGUAACUCUGCGAACUGGAAAUAUUACUGACCUGUAUGACCUGAACAUGGAUGAGAUUCUUGGAGGGGGUCGAUUUGGAGAAGUCCACUUAUGUAAAGAGAAGUCCAGCAGCCUUCAACUGGUGGCCAAAGUCAUGAAAGUUCAGAGUGAGCGAGAUCGGGAAAUGGCAUUGAAUGAGGUCAAUGUAAUGAACCAGUUGGACCACCCCAACAUCAUUCAGAUGUUUGAUGCUGUGGAAACUCCAACCGAGAUUUUCCUGUUCUUAGAAUAUGUGGCGGGAGGGGAGCUGUUUGAGAGGAUUAUUGACGACAGCUACCAGCUGAUGGAGGUGGACGCCAUGGUGUUUGUGCGACAAAUUUGUGAGGGAAUCUUCUAUAUGCACCAGAUGUAUGUGCUUCACCUGGAUCUAAAGCCAGAAAACAUAGUCUGUGUGUCUCCCAUCAGCCACAAGGUGAAAAUCAUAGACUUUGGCCUUGCCCGGAGGUAUAAACCACAAAACAAGCUAAAGGUUUCUUUUGGGACCGCUGAAUUUCUGUCACCAGAAGUCAUCAACUUUGAUAACGUCUCUUUCAAGACAGACAUGUGGAGUGUUGGUGUCAUUACAUACAUGAUGGUAAGUGGAUUGUCCCCAUUUCUGGGUGCUAAUGACGCAGAGACAAUGAAUAGUGUGCUGUCGGGAGAAGCAGACUUUGACGAAGAACCUUUUGAGUUGGUAUCAGAAGAAGCCAAAGACUUUAUAUCCAAUCUACUGGUGAGAGAAAAGAGUGGGCGUAUGAGUGCAGGUCAGUGUCUCAAGCACCCGUGGCUGAAUGACCUUGCCAGGAAGGCGAAACUCUGCAACCGUCUCCUGAAGUCUCAGAUGGAGCUUAGGAAAUAUAUGAUGAGGAGACGCUGGAAGAAGAAUAUGUUUGCCGUGGCAGCAGCAAACAGAUUUCGGAAGUCUGGAAGCACAGGAUGUCUGACCUCUUUGGUCGAAUGAGGACGCGAUGGAGAACACGAGGAAGCCAAGCCAUACUUCUAUAGCCAUAAUGACUAACUACAUGCCUCUUCGAAUUUCCAGCAUGUGGACUUGCUUUAAUGAAUAUUUUAGGUGACCGCAUGGACGAGGAGGAUAUAGAUGGUCUAUAGCCCCUGGGUCACAAUUAAGGUUUUGCUUGUACUGUAGCUCCUUGGCCUUGGUGCAAAACCCACGCUACCUAUCCACCAGUUAAAUAAGUCACUGCCAUCUGCUGCUACAUCAUGUAGUAUAGAAGCUUGAUCUAUGCAUAAUACAUGUAAAGCAUUCAUUUGUAUUGGGAGUUUCAGAUGUAGCAGGACUGAACUCGUCACCACUAUGAAUGAAUGAAAUGACAUACUCAUCCCUGCUACAUCUGUAGAUCCUUCUAGUGUUGGACAUUUAGAUGAGUCACAGAGGUUCUGCACUGUCCACUGAUAGAGCUGCUGCUUGCUUAUGUUUCAUGUGGCCUGUGGACCCACAAAGUGUGAUUGCAGCCACUACACCACUAUUAUUGCAUCACCUAUAAAAUUCCCCAACACCUGUGCAUCUCACACACCCUGAAAAGCCCUGUAGGAGGACAGCAUGAUCCUUGAGACAGUUCUCUCAU
This is a messenger RNA of Bufo bufo (common toad), 2569 nucleotides long. RefSeq names its product myosin light chain kinase 2 (gene MYLK2). Lineage: Eukaryota; Metazoa; Chordata; Amphibia; Anura; Bufonidae. The coding region runs from base 532 to 1944 and encodes 470 amino acids. The transcript is spliced from 12 exons. Gene Ontology annotation, cellular component: nucleus; cytoplasm. The record is from RefSeq and is a predicted model, not a curated record. Gene Ontology annotation, biological process: intracellular signal transduction; protein phosphorylation; positive regulation of apoptotic process. Gene Ontology annotation, molecular function: ATP binding; protein serine/threonine kinase activity.